UUAGUGUCAUGUGAUGUUCAGAUGUUAGGCAUUAAAAUGCACAAGACACUUCCACUCACAAUUUAUAACCGGAUAGCAUUAUAUGUGUAUAAAAGUUAACUUUUGACCUUGUUUUGUAAAGACGAAGCUGCCACUUGAUAGAUAUCGAAUUAAAAGGAAGCCAUACAGUUGUAUAAUUAGCAUGUUAAAGCCACGUGAUGAGUAGAGAUAAGUAUACCGACGGUAUUUUAAACUUACUGGAAGUAACGUCGAAGACGGUCGUAGACGACCCCAGCAAAUUUCGAUUUGGACAAAUGCGCAAAAGUGCAAAAGAAGCAUGUGUCAUAAGCAAUGCGAUAAACCAACAAGAUGCAGACAGGCAUUUUUAACUUCGGACUUGGGCUGUCCGUGGGCCUUGGGUUUGCGUACAUGGGCAUCACCUACUUAGCAACCCCAGAUAUCCUUGGGUUAUCAGCCAGCGUAAAGCACAACGAGGACGGACUUACUCAUGAGGGUCAUGACUACGACACAGAGGCAAACAAAUUGUAUGAUCAAGUACGGGUUUUAUGCUGGAUAAUGACCAGUCCCCAGAAUCUAGAGAAAAAAGCCGUUCAUGUGCGUGCCACGUGGGCUCAUAGAUGUAACAAGCUUAUAUUUAUUAGUUCAGUGACUAAUGACAGUUUUCCUACGGUUGGAGUUGAUGUUCCCGAGGGUCGCGAUCAUUUGACUGGUAAAACUAUGAAAGCAUUUCAAUUUGUGUUUGACCAUCAUUUCGACGACGCUGAUUGGUUUAUGAAAGCCGAUGACGACACAUACACUAUUUUAGAAAACUUACGUUAUUUUCUUUCGAGCCAGAACAAAGACUCGCCAAUUUUUUUCGGUCAUCAUAUAAAGGAUAAGGUUAAACAAGGGUACUUCAGUGGAGGCGCGGGGUAUAUAAUUAGCAAAGAGGCGCUAAGGAGAUUUGGCUCUCACGAAACGAAAUCAUCCAUGUGCCGCCAAGAUGGUGGAGAUGAGGACGUGGAAUUUGCCAAGUGUAUGUUGAACUUGGGGGUUAAAGUUGGCAACUCCACUGACCGGUUCGGUCGAAGUCGAUUUCAUUGUUAUGAACCGGUUACACAUCUUAUGGGCGCCUAUCCGAAGUGGUAUAUUAAUUUUGACGCACACGGAGCCAAAAGUGGUCUAGAGAGCAUCUCCGACUAUGCAAUAAGCUUCCACUACGUGCCCCCGGCCAACAUGUACGCACUGGAGUAUUUUGUUUAUCAUUUAAGACCGUACGGUAUUCAUUCCAAACUUCAAGAAUUAAAUCGGAAUGUGGCGUAAAACCGUAAAUGCCGUAGCAUUAAAAUUAAAUAAUAUUUAGAUAAAUGCAAUUAUUAUUUAGGUGUGAAUUAGAAACGUUGACAAUUUGUGCAAGGGGCGUAAUGCUUAUGGGCUUGGUAAUAUAGCUAUAUAGGAAAAACGUGGCUUUUGUGAUGUGAGUCAUGUGGCUUUUGUGAUAUUAUAAUCAAGCACAUGGUUCUAUGAUUCUAAAAAAGGCGACUGCAAUCAACAUUUGUGUAAAUAUUUCAGCGAUCGAAAAUAGUUCUUGCAAAAUUAAACGUGAAUUGUAAUAAAAUAAUAAUCUGUCAAAGGGAUGAAAUGCCCUUGGGCUUCGGUAAUAUAAAGGAAACAUGUGGAUUGUGUUAUGUGGAAGAUGUGACUUUUUUGAUCUUACAGUCAAUCACAUGGUGUUGUGAACCUAGCAAAUGUGACUGCUUGGUUAGACAUUCCAUCAAUCCUUUGCCAAACAGUUAUUGUUUUACAAUGAUUUGUUUCGGAUAUUAGAAAGGUUCUUCUUCGAUACUUAGCAUUCUUUUUCUAUCAUUCAUUCAAAGUUAUUGGUUAUCGAAGUUAUACAGUUUGUAUAAAGAUUUUGCUAAAACAUGUUUGUAUAUAGCAAACAUAAAAGCAAUAGCCCGGAG
Molecule: messenger RNA, 1943 nt
Organism: Mya arenaria
Lineage: Eukaryota; Metazoa; Mollusca; Bivalvia; Myida; Myidae
Product: glycoprotein-N-acetylgalactosamine 3-beta-galactosyltransferase 1-like
Exons: 5
Coding region: 349-1302 (317 amino acids)
Cellular component (GO): membrane
Molecular function (GO): N-acetylgalactosaminide beta-1,3-galactosyltransferase activity
Source: RefSeq, a predicted model, not a curated record